AUGAAUGCUCAGGUUUUAAAUCUUGUCGCCGCUUUAGGUGUUAUGCAAUACUCUAAACGAUUGGACUUUGAAGAUCCUCAAAUUGUUUACUAUGCUCGUGCUGCUUAUGUGGUCUCCAAUGCUAUUAUUUUUGGCAUUUAUACCAUUAUUCAAACUCGCAUAAGCUCCAACAAUGAUCGUACACCCCUGAUCUAUGAAGAACCUGCUGCUCCUUUCUCUGGACAAUCGGCUGGAAAACAUGUCAGUACCACUGUCAAGGAUUAUGACACUGAGCAACUUCAGAAGGCUAAGAAGAGCUCUAUGAUUGGUGUAGCUAUGAUGGCCUUUAUGCACUUAUACAUGGGCUAUGCUCAACCUUUGGUACUUCAAUCCAUCCUCCCUUUGAUUAGCUUGUUCACAAACCAAUUGACUUCUAUUUACAUUCUUGGCAAGGCAGCCGAAGGUAGUUUGGCUCGUCCUUUUGCUGCUGGUGGUGGUCCGUUCAGUAACGCCAACAAGUCUGCUCCUGCCGCUCCGGCUGCUUCUUCCAGCACACCCGCUGCUGCUGUCUCGGAUGGUCCCACCAUCACUGAAUUGAAUGAUGAAGAAAAAACCGCCUAA
Schizosaccharomyces osmophilus is the source of this 600-nucleotide messenger RNA. RefSeq names its product SRP-independent ER targeting protein Snd3b (gene snd302). Gene Ontology annotation, cellular component: mitochondrion; endoplasmic reticulum. Gene Ontology annotation, biological process: protein targeting to ER. The coding region runs from base 1 to 600 and encodes 199 amino acids. The record is from RefSeq and is a predicted model, not a curated record. NCBI's taxonomy places the organism in Eukaryota, Fungi, Ascomycota, Schizosaccharomycetes, Schizosaccharomycetales, Schizosaccharomycetaceae. The transcript is spliced from 2 exons.